AUGCCGCCUUUCUUACCUGGAAAACCUAAUCCGUUGGCAGCUGUCAGCACUUCCUCAGAUCAUCCGAAAACAGUUAAGAAAAACAGCAAAGUCAACUCGCAAAAACCAACCCUUUUUGAUGACCUCGACGCGGGGAUUCGUAAGAAAAAUACACCCGAUUCAAAAAAUGCUCAGAAAGCACUAGUAGAGCGUCUCGCUGCCAGUGAUGACGAUGAAAGCUCUCUCACAUCUCUUUCUGACGAUUCCGAUAAAGUCUCUAUUUGUUUAGCAGAGCAAAGUCAGGUUGGUUCAGACGCUGAUGAUGAAGAUGAAGAUAUCGAGUUCGAGGAAGUAGAAACAUCGGCUGCAACUAAGCCUUCCUAUCUCAUUCCUACCGGUGAUCUUGAAUUAACCCUAACCAAAGACACUCGGAUCUCCAUAACAAACCCUAUGGGCAACAAAAAAGCGCCAAGCAAGAUUGAGAGAAUGAUUCGUAUAUCAACCCAUAAAUGCCAUGUUCAAACUUUGAUGUGGAAUAAUGCUAUUCGCAAUAGCUGGUUAUGUGACAACGAAGUUCAAAACAUACUAUUGGGACAACUUCCCCCAGCAGUACUAAAUCAGAUUAAGAUUUGGAGGGAAAAUUCUGAAACAACAAGCCAGGCCCACUCCUCUAGCUUGAAAAAGAACGAAAUGAAGCCCUCGCGCAAGAGAACAUCUAAAAGCAGAGCAAAAGAAACGCUAGUACAGUCUCCGGAAAAUUUUGCCAAGGAUAACACCAAUCUUAGUCCUGAAGAUCCAUUGCCUCGACUUCUCAAGGUUUUGGUUAAGUAUUGGCAGCACUACUUCAGGAUAUCAUCUCCAGGGCUCAGAAAGGUUGGUUAUAAGUCUCUGCAGCGCUUAGACGAAGAAUUAAAAAGCUUUGCUGACACUAUUGAUCACGAACUACACGGAGAACGAUUUCAGGAUAUCAAUGAAUACAAAGAACGGGCCAAAAAGCUGGAGGGCAGCCGUGAUUUUGGUGCACAACUGUUUACUGCCUUACUUAGAGCUAUUGGCUUAGAAGUGAGGAUGGUUUCAAGCUUACAACCACUCGGAUUUGGGUGGAGCCACAACGAAGAAGCUUCUGAGAAUAAUCCGUGUGCUAUAAAAGAAAAAAGAAGAGAACCAUCAGAGAAAUUAGGUCCCGAUUUAAGUUCGAGUAGUUCCUCAAACAGCCAGGUCGUGAAUGAGACUAAAAAUAAGCGUGGAGAAAAAAAACCUGACCCCCAUGCAAUAAAAAAAAAUGCAAAAUUACUGAAACGGAGCUCAAAGCGAAAGUCCGAUAAAAAGAAUCCAAAAGAUGAUUCAGAUCUAGAUCUAUCCGAUUCAUCUUUCAUUGUUGAAUCAGAUGAUGUCGCACCAGAAAAUAAGAUGAUUCAACACUCGCUACCCUAUGACAAAGAUCUUAAGUACCCUAACUACUGGAGCGAAGUCUUAUCUCCUGUAACAAAAACAUAUAUUGCAGUUGAUGCUAUUGUUAAUCAAGUAGUUGCAACAAAUCGAGAACUCCUAGAGAAAUUCGAACCUCGAGGGGCCGGUUCAGAAAAGGCUAAGCAAGUAAUUGCUUAUGUUAUAGGUCACUCGUCUGAUGGUAGCGCAAAAGAUUUGACAACACGGUAUCUCAAAGGGAAAAUGUGGCCUGGAAGAACUAAAGGCUACCGCUAUCCAGUGGAAAAAAUAGCGGUCCGUGAUGAUCGUGGCAAACUCGAACGGUACGAUCACAAAGAUUGGUUCAGAUCUGUUAUGUUGCUCUAUGAGCGAGGCGGCAAGAAUUAUCCUCGUACAGAGAUCGAUGACCAUGAAGAUGCAAAUGAUCUGAGUCCAGCGAAGCGGGAAAAGAAGGAAGUUGAGGAAGGUAAAGAGACAUUACAAUAUUACAAAACAUCAUCUAAGUUUGUGCUUGAGAGACACUUAAAAAGAGAGGAAGCAUUAGCAAGGGGUGCAAAACAUGUCAAGAUUUUUACUGCCGGAAAAAAUGAAAAAAUGGUAAAAGAAAAAGUAUUUUUGAGGAAAGAUGUAGUCAUAUGCAAGAGUACUGAAACAUGGCAUAAAGAGGGACGUGUUCCUAGGGCUGAUGAGAAACCAAUGAAGAGCGUACCAUAUCGGGCUGCGACGACAAACCGUAAGCGAGAGCUAGCUCAAGCAGAACAAGCAAGUGGAGAGAAAGUACUUCAGGGUCUCUACUGUCACUCUCAAACCGAUUGGAUAAUUCCUCCUCCUGUCGAGAAUGGAGUAGUUCCAAAAAAUUCUUAUGGAAAUAUUGAUCUUUUUGUCGAGAGCAUGCUCCCCAAAGGCUCUGUUCAUAUUCCUUUACGAGGAAUUCCAAGAAUUUGUAAGCGUCUUGAGAUUGAUUACGCUGAAGCCGUAACUGGUUUUGAAUUCGGCCACAGGAUGGCUGUACCUGUUAUCACUGGUGUAGUAGUUCCCAAAAAUUUCCACGAUAAGAUCAUGGAGGAGUGGCACAAAUUUGAAGCGGAAAAGGUUCGAAAAGAUGACGAAAAACGUAGACAAGCUACGCUUCAUACAUGGAGAAAAAUGCUCAUUGGCUUAAGGGUAAUUCAGAGAUUCAAGAAAGAAUAUGGUGGCUUUGAUAAUGAUUCCGAUAUUCUAAAUCCAUUUACUAAUCAAAAAAAUAGUAUUAAUAUGAAUAAUGAUACAGGAGCCAAUGUAGAACAGAUAUGUCAGCAGGAAGAAAGUUCUGCUGGCGGGUUUCUAAUUGAAGAGACUUGUUCAGAGCAAACGAAGACGCACAGUCGUGUUGGACACUUUCCAGUAAUUUGUGAAGAUGAAGUCCAAGCCAACAACAAGAGCGAGCAUUUCUUUUUAGAUGAUCACACCGAAAACUUAUCUUCCUUGAAUUCAAAAACUUCCCUCAAACACUCUCUAGGCAAAAAUUUACCAAAUCAUUCAGAUAUGUUCAAUAUUCAAAAUCAGGAAGAUAACAAGACAGAAUCUGCUCACACUAUAGAUUAUUCAUUAAUACCUCAGAAAAGCAAAAAGAAUUCCGGAAAAAAAAGACGAAUCUCGGAUCUGAAGGAUAGCUCAGCAGACGAAGAUUCCUUAGUGGCGAGUACCUCUAAAGGAGAUAAUUAUUGCCCUUCCUCUAAAAAGCCAAAAAUUAUGAAAGAGAAGGGUAAAAAUCUUCCAGCCCAGAGGAAGAUGCCCGCAAGAAAAGCCGCCCAAAAAACAAAGACAGCUCUCAAGUCGCAUUAUUUCGAGGAAAGCGCAAACAAUAAUGAUUGA
Molecule: messenger RNA, 3261 nt
Organism: Blumeria graminis f. sp. triticale
Lineage: Eukaryota; Fungi; Ascomycota; Leotiomycetes; Helotiales; Erysiphaceae
Source: the annotation of a GenBank genome assembly